This is a messenger RNA of Chaetomium fimeti, 3374 nucleotides long. Its product is annotated as VTC domain-containing protein. Bases 481 to 2892 code for a protein of 803 amino acids. Lineage: Eukaryota; Fungi; Ascomycota; Sordariomycetes; Sordariales; Chaetomiaceae. The record is from RefSeq and is a predicted model, not a curated record. Gene Ontology annotation, cellular component: vacuolar transporter chaperone complex; fungal-type vacuole membrane. The transcript is spliced from 2 exons.
AUAUGAGAGAGGGAAAGACCUCCAUGUGACGCAACCUUUUUUCGAAGUUUUCUUCAAUGAUUAUUUAAUACUCAAACCACACGCUUCUCUUCCCAACCCCUCGAAAGAAACCACCUACAAAGUAACUCUUCGUAUGUACAAUUAUUCCUGGAUCAAAACUCUGGCUGCGGAUCCAUUCUGCAGGGGCGACCGUGCUGUGGGGUGCACAGGCUGGCCGAGAUCCGUGCCAUGUGUGUGGGGCAGCCGGCGGCAAUGACGAGAGGCUGGAAUGCAAGCUUGCUUGCUCUUCGAGUCUCCUCCAGUUUUCUACCUUCUCACAACUUGACAUCGAGAACGCCCGGCUCGUCAAUUGUACGAUAGUGGUGGAUUUCGCGCAGGUUUAGGCGGGCAUUAUCUCCUUAUUUAUACUUGCUUAAAUAUUCACACCGCCAGCCAAUCCACAUUUUUGGUCUACACCGACAGCCCAGAGGCUUCCCGACGAUGCGCUUCGGCAAGACACUCCGAUUGUCGGUCUACCCGCCAUGGCAGGACAAGUACAUCGACUACGCGAAGCUCAAGAGCCUUCUGCGGGAGAACGAGCCCGAUGAUGAGGAGACGCCAUGGACCGAAGAGGACGAGAACCGCUUUUGCGAAGAGAUCUUCAACGUCCAGCUCGACAAGGUCGCCGAGUUUCAGGCCGAACAGGUCGAGAACCUGCGUCGCCGCAUCGACAGCGCCUUUGAGAAGCUCAAGGAGCUUCCCACGGCCGAGGAGGGCAAGCCGAAGCCGGAAGCCGACCCGCAGCAGCUCAAGGAUCUCGAGGCCGAGCUCGACGCCAUCACGAACGAGGUCAAGGAGCUGCAAAAAUACAGCAAUCUCAACUACACGGGCUUCCUCAAGAUUGUUAAGAAGCAUGACCGGAAGCGCGGCGACCGCUACAAGAUCCGCCCCAUGAUGAUGGUCAGCCUGGCCAAGCGGCCCUUCAACUCGGAGCAAGCCUACUGGCCACUGCUCAACAAGCUGUCCCUCAUGUACUUCGCCAUCCGCCAGCAGCUCGAGGAGCCCGGCGCGGCCGAUGCUUACCCCAUCGAUCCCAACAGCCAGCCCGAGACCCACAACGGGGAGAAGUACACGGCACACAAGUUCUGGGUGCACCCGGACAACCUGCUCGAGGUGAAGACGUACAUCCUCCGCCGCCUGCCGGCCUUGGUGUACAGCGAGCAGUCCGCCAAGGAGGUAGACGGGCAACAGGACCCAACCAUCACGUCGCUCUACUUUGACAGCCCCAAGUUCGACCUCUACCUGAAGAAGGUCGAGCGGAAGAUGGAGGCGUCGUCGCUGCGGCUACGUUGGUACGGCCAGCUGAGCUCCCGCCCGGACAUCUCCUUCGAGCAAAAGAUCCUGCACGACAACGGCACCAGCGAGGAACGCAAGUUCGUCAUCAAGGAGAAGUACAUCAAGCCUUUCCUGGACGGCGAGUACAAGAUGGAGAAGUCGGUGCAGAAGAUGGAGAGGAAGGGACAGAAGGCCGAAGACGUCGAGGCGUUCCAAUCGACAGCGGAUGCCAUCCAGGAGUUUGCCCGCGCGAACAAGCUUGAGCCGGCCGUAAGGGCCAAUUACAAGCGGACCGCCUUCCAGAAGCCGGGCGACGACCGCGUGCGCAUAUCGAUCGAUACCGACAUCGCCUUCAUACGGGAAGACACGCUCGACCGCGACCGGCCGUGCCGAGACCCCAAGGAGUGGCACCGCGCUGAUAUCGACAACAGCAACAUGACGUUUCCCUUCAACAACAUCAACCAGAGCGAAGUAUCGCGCUUCCCCUACGCCGUCCUCGAGAUCAAAUUGAGGGAGGACAACCGUGGCAAGCGCCCCGCCUGGAUUCAGGACCUGACCGGCUCCCACCUGGUCCACCCCUGCCCGCGCUUCUCCAAGUUCGUCCACGGCACCGCUUCGCUUUUCGAGGACUACGUCAACCGUCUGCCCUUCUGGCUCUCCGACCUCGACACCGACAUCCGCAAAGACCCGCAGGUCGCCUUCGAAGCGGAAGAAUCCCGCCGCGCCCAGCGCGCCGAAAACGAACAAGUCGUGGGCAGCUUCCUCGGCACCAAGCUCGGCUCCUACAAACCCACCCGCAGCUCACCCGUGGCCCGAUCCUACCUCGCCGACCGGCUCGCAGCCGAAACCCCCUCCCAGACCCCCAAGUCAGCCCGCUUUUCCCGGGGCAGCGCCGCCCAAGCCGACGAAGCGGGGGAGCCGAGCACCCUCAACAACGGCCAAUCCGACAACCAACAACCCGAGUCCCAGGCCGAACGAGAGGGGCGAGCCGGCGGCGGCCUCAACUACGGCACGCUAUCCUCGGUCUUCCCGGGCUUCUCGCUCUCCAAGUACUCGCGCGCCAAGCAGGCCCGCGAGGCCGCACGCCAGCAGCGCCGCGGCAGCGGCGCCACCCUCCCGCCCGGCGUCGUCGAGCCGACCGAGUGGAUCAAGAACGCGGGCCCCCUGCAGAUCGAGCCCAAGGUCUGGCUCGCCAACGAGCGCACCUUCCUCAAGUGGCAGCACAUCUGCGUGCUGCUGGGCGGGCUGGCUGUGAGCUUGUACUCGGCCGGUGGGGGCAGCGGGAACGGGCUUGCGCAGGCGAUGGGCGGGGUUUUUGUCGGUGUGGCGGUCUUUGCGGGGGCGUGGAGCUACUGGGUGGUGGUGAGGCGUCGUGAUAUGAUUGUCCAGCGGAGUGGCAAGGAUUUUGAUUUCUUGCUGGGGCCGUUGGUGGUGAGUGUCGCGUUGGCGGUCGCGUUGGUGGUGAAUUUUGUGUUUGCUUACCGAAAGGCUUUUGCUGAUGAGACGUUUGGUGAGGGUGCUGCUGGGGUGGGUGCGAAGGCGAGUUUGGUUGCUGAGAUGGGGGAUUUGCGGAUAUGAAGGGUCGGAUCCAGGUUGAGUGUUCGUGACGGGUUUUGGUGUCAUGGUGAGCUAAAUAGUUUGUAGUUUGUGAGGGGUGGAGUUGGAUAUGGAGGUGUAAGUCUUGAGCAAGGUUGUUGAGUGUCUCUUUUUGGGGGUAUCCGUGGUCAGUGGUAAGGGGUUUCACGGUUGUUGGUUUCAUGGUUAUACGAGUAGUCCUACGCAUCAGCAUGGCAGAGUGGCAUUGUUGGCGAUAGCAUCACUGGUUGUAUGAACAAGAUUGGUUGCGUUGAACUUGGGAUUUCCUCCAUUCGGUGCGGUAAUGGGGAUGUGGGUGUGUUGGUAUGCUAUUGCUCGUGGCUGGUAAGCCAGUCGCGAAGGAACAAAGAACUUGAUACUAUGGAGGAUACUUCAUUAAUGCACUCACGAUAGCACUCGGCAGCAUCAACAGCACCCAGGACGAUAAUAGAGGGAUGGUGACACAGAUAAUAAUUGCAUUUAAA